Molecule: messenger RNA, 2619 nt
Organism: Esox lucius (northern pike)
Lineage: Eukaryota; Metazoa; Chordata; Actinopteri; Esociformes; Esocidae
Gene: phkg1a
Product: phosphorylase kinase, gamma 1a (muscle)
Exons: 10
Coding region: 259-1443 (394 amino acids)
Biological process (GO): glycogen biosynthetic process; protein phosphorylation
Cellular component (GO): phosphorylase kinase complex
Molecular function (GO): phosphorylase kinase activity; calmodulin binding; ATP binding
Source: RefSeq, a predicted model, not a curated record
UCAUGCAUAUGUGUGGGCCUGAGUUCUACUGCAGAUUUAUUUUUGGCAUCUGACAUUAGCAUUCGCCCUUUUCCAAAGCUAGCACAGUCCACAUGAACAACGCCAAACUGUUAUCGUUGGCUAGUAACUAGUUCAUCGUUUAUUCGCUAUACCAUGUUGUGAUUAUGAUGGAUUUCCCUUCAGUGUAGGAACCCACGACACAUUGAUACGCUUCUUGUCAACAGCAGCAGCAUAACUUGUAUAAGCAACCAAUUUAACAUGACUAAAGAAGAAGAGAUUCCUGAUUGGGUGGGAGCUCAGGAGUUUUAUGACAAAUAUGAACCCAAGGAGAUCCUGGGAAGAGGGGUGAGCAGUGUGGUCAGACGUUGUGUUGAUAAACGAACCCAACAGGAAUACGCUGUCAAGAUCAUUGACGUCACUCCUUCUGACAAGAUCUCAGCUGCAGAGAUUGAGGAGAUUAGAUUGGCGACAGUGAAGGAAAUCGAUAUUCUCAAGAAAGUAUAUGGAAUGAACAACAUCAUCCAGCUGAAGGAUUGUUAUGAGUCCAAAGCCUUCUUCUUCCUGGUGUUUGACCUGAUGAAAAGAGGAGAGCUGUUUGACUACCUCACAGAAAAAGUCACUUUGAGUGAGAAGGAAACCAGGAAGAUAAUGCGCGCACUCCUGGAGGUGGUUAAGUUUCUGCAUGACCAGAACAUCAUCCACAGAGACCUGAAGCCUGAGAAUAUCCUGCUGGACGACAACAUGGAUAUUAAGCUCACUGACUUUGGCUUCUCCCUGCAAAUUGAGCCAGGACAGACACUUAAUGAGGUGUGUGGGACUCCUGGUUACCUGGCUCCUGAGAUUAUUGAGUGCUCCAUGGACCCCAACCACAAGGGAUAUGGGACUGCAGUGGACAUAUGGAGUUCUGGGGUGAUCAUGUACACCCUGUUGGCUGGAUCCCCUCCCUUCUGGCACAGAAAGCAGAUGCUGAUGCUUCGUAUGAUCUUAGCUGGGAAGUAUGAGUUCUCCUCUCCUGAAUGGGACGACCGUUCCGACACUGUCAAAGACCUAAUCUCCAGAAUGUUAAUAGUGAACCCAGAACAGCGCUACACAGCCCAAGACUGUCUGAACCACUCCUUUUUCCAGCAGUAUGUGGUAGCUGAAGUAAGACACUUCACCCCCAAGAGGAGGUUCAAGGUUGUCUGCAUGACAGUGCUUGCUGUGAUGCGGAUCUACUGCAACUACCGCCGUGCUAAGCCAAUAACCAAGGAGGUGAUCAAAAGUGAUCCAUACGCCAUCAAGCCCAUACGCAAGCUGAUCGAUGCCUGCGCCUUCAAGAUAUACGGUCACUGGGUCAAGAAGGGCCAGACCCAGAACAGAGCUGCCCUGUUUGAGAACACUCCCAAGGCCAUACUGCUGUCUAUAGCAGCAGAGCCUGACGACUCCUCCAUGCACUCCUGGUAAUAAUGACUGCUGCCAUUUGUUCUUCAGAUCCUGAGAGGAGGGACUUCACAUAAGCAUACCACAUGUUCCAAUUCUCUAUCCUUAAUUUGUAGAGCUGCACACACCAUGAGAAAGGACAGAGUUUGGUUGGUAUGUUGGUGAGCUCAGAGUCUUAAUUAUGCUCAUUGAAGCAUGGGCUAGACAAUAGUAAAAAAAAUGUGUUGGACACAAAUGUAGCAUGAGAUAUAGCUUGUUCUAAUUAUCCAAAAGAAGGGGGAUUUGGGGGAUUGGAGGUAAAAAAAAAUCCACGCUAGUGGCUUUUUACUUUUUGCAGCUGGAAUGGUAUCUCCAAACUGUGGAUUGAUUUGAACAAAUGCAUAGGAAAUAUUCCUGAUGUAGCUCUCCAAGACCUUCACUGAGGAAUAUUGGUCUGCUGUGUUUAGUAGGGAAGAGAGCAAAAAGCUAGAAGACAUCCACUGUGAAACGCUUUCUAGAACAAUGCACUUAAGAAAAUGGAAACCCUUUUCUAGGGCCUAUACAUUAGGGCAUGUUUCAGAAUGUUUAGAUUUAAAGUUCCAAUAACAUAGUGAAUGUUGUGCAUUCUAAUAUAUAGAUUGUUCUGAAACACUGCACUCUGAAUUAUUCCCAGAAGUCCAUUUCAACAGUAUAAUAAGCAUCCAACUCAAUUUACGUGGCAUGUCAAAUAUUAUUUACAAGAGAAACAGCAGUUUGGAUGAUUCUAUGGAUUGCUCUGCCUGCAAAGCUUGAGGCAUCUUAGUACUUUUUAGGUAGCUAGUGUUUUUCUCUCCUUGACCUCUGUAAACUUGAACUGGCAUAUACUACACUGAACAGAAAUCUAAACAACAUGUAAAGUUUUGGACCCAUGUUUCAUUAGCUGUGAAAUAACCUAGUUUUUUUUUUAACGCACAACAAGCUCAUUUCUCAAUAGAUAAUGACUUAUUUCAAUUGACUGUUUCCCUUAUAUGAACUGUAACUUUUUAAAUCUUUGAAAUUGUUGCAUUUACAUUUUUGUUCAGUGUAAGAAACGUGAUUUACUUUAUAUUUUGACAUUGUCGGUUGUACUGUACUCAGUUAUGUACUGUAAACUGUUUUAAAAAGGAGUGUGAAGUGUGAGAACACUUAAAUUGUAUGCUAACUUAUGAAUUAAUUUGCUUUAUUUAUAAAAAUCUGAACUGA